This is a messenger RNA of Brugia malayi, 2745 nucleotides long. RefSeq lists its product as uncharacterized. The transcript is spliced from 17 exons. Gene Ontology annotation, cellular component: exocyst; synapse; growth cone membrane. The coding region runs from base 1 to 2745 and encodes 914 amino acids. The record is from RefSeq and is a predicted model, not a curated record. Lineage: Eukaryota; Metazoa; Nematoda; Chromadorea; Rhabditida; Onchocercidae. Gene Ontology annotation, biological process: chemical synaptic transmission; exocytosis; Golgi to plasma membrane transport.
AUGUCAGACGACAGACCGAGACGAAUAAAACAUAGCGGAUCUCUCCAGGACAACGCGAGUGCUUUACUGUUGAACAUGAUUCGAACAUUGACAAGUAAUUCCUCGGCAGAACAGAAGGAAUUGGAUCGUAGGCGUUUGGAAGCUGGAUUUACUGAAACUUCAAAAGAAAUAGAUGACCUGGUUCUUGAACAUGAGAACGAUGUGGGAACUUGUUUGGAGUCAUUCAGAAAUGUUUCCACUCGAAUUACCGCUUGCCGUGAAAAAGUACACAGUAUACGUAGUAGUUUGCUGACAUGUCGUUCUCUGCUGCAAUGUAGACGGGAUGACUUAAAAAGACUUUGGAUGGAAAAUGCUCAGCAAAAACAUGUCAGCACAAUUCUGGCUCAAAUAGAAGGACUGAAUCGUUUAGGAAAUGAAGUUGAAGCUGCUAUGGCCACUUCAAAUUAUCAUUUAGCUGCGAAUUCCUUAAACGAAGCAGAUCUUUUGUUCAAUGGUCCAUUUUCAAACAUCGAUGGAUUGAAUCAAUUGCGCUCACAGUUGCUUGAUCUAUCCAAAAAACUUAUAGAACGGAUUGUUAAUGACAUUACAAAUCAUUUAAUCAUUUGGCCGUUCGAAAACCAUCUUGUUGAAAUAAUCAAAUCGCUGCCAGAAAAUAAAGUUGCGGAAUCGGCGGAUUGCGUUGGAAUUAUGUCUCAGCUUAAUGUAAAGGAAAAUUUUACCAUGAAUAGCACAUAUUCCAUAGCUGCUCGUUGUGCUGAGGACAUUCAUGCAUUAUGUGUGUUCGGCAGACUAUCAACAACACUUCGACGCUUUUUACAUGGUUCUCCGGCAGUAUUUAACCGUCUGAUACAUACGUCGGAAAAUGUAGUAUGUGUUGCGUUUGAUGGUAAUCAAAAAGGAGAUGAACAAAAUUUGGCUCAGUUUAUGCAAUUGGUGCUAAAUCAGUUUCGUAGUAGCUAUGAAGCACAUAUUGUAAUGGAUGCUGAACUUAAAAAACUUCGGCAAAACGACCAAACCGAUUUGGGCGAGGACGAAGAAAUGAUAUCCUUGUCCGAAAAUUUUUGGGAAACAACGCAGGCUAUAAUCGAAGAUCUAGUAGACAAGUAUAUCGCAGAUAAUGGCAAUACGUCUAGUUUAGUUAUGCAGAAAUCGAAUACAUCAACUGCAGAAAAACUUAUCUUGUUCAGAUUUGACGCUUCUGCUUGCGCACUUACUGCUCAGUCUAGACAAACUUUUAAGCAGUCUCUGAUAUGCCCUUCAUCACCGUGGAACAUUAUCGCUCUUUAUCCACAACUUGAACGUUUCUGCAACGAACGCGAAGCUGAAAUGAACGGUAAACCCUGUCGUUUGCGUUCUUACUUAGACUCAUUCAUUGUUAAUGUCUUCAUCGACCAAUUCAAGUGCAAGCUUGAAGCUCUUACCGAGCAGGCACUCAAUGAACAGGAUGCCUGGCGUGUUCUUAUGCAUUAUCCUAAUCCGAGAAUUUUGGGAAGUUGUUGGAAUGUUUAUUCAAUCUGUGACCAAAUCGGAAAAUUGAUCCUUGCCAUGGAUAAAUAUACAGAAAGAUUAUCAGUAUUGUGGUUACUUGUUAUCGAUGAGUUUUCGAAUAGCGCUAAUAAUAUAUAUGAAAAAGUUGUAACUUCCUGGAAACCUACUUCAGAGGGAAAGGAUUCGGUGGUUUCCAAUAUGAGCUAUGAAGAUGGAUUCAAAGAAAAGCGUAAAAUAAGCGCAGCAUGGGCAGUGGACGAAGACAUAUCACGUCUUUUAAAGAGUUUGCCAAACUGGUUCAUGGUGAACUGUUAUGAAGAUGCUUCAACUUCCUCGGGGAAUACGCCUUCCGCAUUUUCACCUUCAAGUGAAUCGGAAAGUGAUGUAUGUUACCGAAAUGAAAGAGAAUCUGAAAUUCUCAUAGGUAAUCUGGGAACAGCAAAACAACUUGUUCGUGAUGAACUGAUAACGGAUAUUGAAGUAAUUCGUUCUCUGGCAUGUAUACAUGAAUCAUUGAAAUGGUUUUGUAGAAGCAUGCGUUCUCUUAUCGAAAAGCUUCAGGAAUCAUCUCGUAAGGCAAUGCGUAAAUGCGUUGUACAAUUACAAAGAGUAGAUGAAAAUGGCAUUGUUCACCAGUCGGAAGAACAUAUUGCUGCUGCACUAGAUUCCAGAUUAACCGAUUUGGAUGCAAAAGCUGAUACUUGUUUAUUAAUAAUUCACCUUGAGCUUCGUGUACAUUGCUUUUUCCAUUUGUUACCACUGGCUCGAGUAAGGCCAUCAUUGCCUCAUGAUGAGCUCGAUAAUGAGGUAAUUGAUUUUGGGCGCGACAUGGGCCAUUUUCAUCAAGUACUAAGCACGAAUCUUCCGCCACAUAAAAUGAAAUAUCUCUUUGACGGCUUAGGACAUCUUUCAGCUUCUAUUUUUAUUCAUUCCAGUCAACAUAUGCAAAAAUUGAACGAGAAUGGAAAGAAACGUGUCUGUCGAAAUAUUUUUGCAGUACAGCAGAGGUUAAGUCAGUUGACAGGACAUCGUGAAAGCGAGCUAGAAAGAGCGAGAAUUUUUUUCGAAUUGCUUAACCACGAUCCUGAUCAAUUGUUGGCUUUAAUUCUUGAACGGGGAGCAAUAUUUUCACAUCUGGAAUACACCUAUCUUCUUGCACUUGCUCUAAGGUCACAUCCGAUACUAAGCGCACAACCUGGUGCUUUGGAACAAAGGAUCUCCCAGCUGAAGACGAUUUUAGCACAACUGAAAAAGUGA